Molecule: messenger RNA, 3573 nt
Organism: Odocoileus virginianus texanus
Lineage: Eukaryota; Metazoa; Chordata; Mammalia; Artiodactyla; Cervidae
Source: RefSeq, a predicted model, not a curated record
GGCCUUUGGCGUUCCGAUUGGCUGACGUCGAUGGGCGGGGGUUAAGCGGGGCGAUUUGAAUUUGAAGCCAACAGGCCUAAACAACCUGCAGGAUAGUAGCCGCAGACCAGUAGAGACCUUCGGUUUUGUGGAGCUGGUCGUCAGCAUGUCCUUCCCUAAGGCGCCCCUGAAACGAUUCAAUGACCCUUCUGGAUGUGCACCAUCCCCAGGUGCUUAUGAUGUUAAAACUUCAGAAGUAUUGAAAGGACCAGUAUCCUUUCAGAAGUCACAAAGAUUUAAAAAGCAAAAAGAAUCACAGCAAAAUCUUAACGUUGACAAAGAUACUACCUUGCCUGUUUCAGCAAGAAAAGUCAAGACUUCAGGAUUAAAGAAGGAAUCUCAGAAGAAUGAUAAAGAUUUGAAGAUGUUGGAAAAAGAGAUCCGCAUUCUUGUGCAGGAGCGUGGGGCUCAGGACAGGAGGAUCCAGGAUCUGGAAGCUGAGUUGGAGAAGAUGGAAGCCAAGCUAAACGCUGCCGUCAGAGAAAAAACAUCUCUGUCUGCAAGUAACGCUUCACUGGAAAAACAGCUUCUUGAAUUAACCAGGACUAAUGAGCUCCUAAAAUCUAAGUUUUCUGAAGAUAAUAACCAGAAGAAUUUGAGAAUUCUAAGCCUUGAGUUGAUGAAACUGAGAAACAAAAGAGAAACCAAGAUGAGGAGCAUGGUGGCUAAACAAGAAGGCAUGGAGGUGAAGCUGCAGCUCACCCAGAAGAACCUCGUGGAGUCUCAGGAGAAAAUAGUACAACUUGAAGGGAAACUUGUUUCAAUAGAGAAAGAAAAGAUUGAUGAAAAAUCUGAAACAGAAAAGCUCUUAGAAUACAUUGAAGAAAUAAGUUGUGCAUCAGAUCAAGUGGAAAAAUACAAGCUAGAUAUUGCCCAGUUAGAAGAAAAUCUGAAAGAGAAGAAUCAUGAAGUUUUAAGCCUUAAGCAGUCUCUUGAGGAAAAUAUUGCUAUAUUGUCUAAACAAAAGCUCAUCAGGUAAUAUAACUACAGCAUUGUUAAUAUUUUUCCUUUUCUAGAAGACCUCAUCAAUAGGAACAGAGAACGGGAUGAAAAUCUAAAUUCUGAGAUACAAAGCUUAAAACAGAGGUCUAUUCUUGAAAAACAAGAACAUGAAGAGCUACAACAAAAAGUAUUGCAAAUGGAUUCACUUCUGCAACAAGAGAAGGAAUUAUCUUCUGGUCUUCAGCAGAAGCUAUGUUCUUUUCAAGAAGAAAUGAUUAAAGAGAGAACUCUCUUUGAGGAAGAAUUAAAGCAAGCCCUGGAUGAGCUGGAUAAAUUACAGCAGAAGGAGGAACAAGCUGAAAACCUGCUUAAGCAACUGGAAGAGGAAGCAGAAUCUAGAGCUGCAGAACUAAAACGCCUCGAAGAAAAGCUGAAAGGGAAAGAAGCCGAACUGGAGGAAAGUAAUGCUGCUCAUACUCAGGCCACCUUGCUUUUGCAAGAAAAACAUAACAGUACAGUGCAGAACCUGGAAGAUGUUACUGCUCAAUUUGAAAGCUAUAAAACAUCAACAGCAAGUGAGCUAGAAGAUCUUAAGGUGCAGAAUGAGUCACUUAAGGAAAAACUGGCCAAGGCUGAGCAAAGUGCAGAGGAUGCCCAAGAUCAGAUAUUGGCAACUGAGAACUCAAAUCAAGAAUAUGCAAGGAUGCUUCUAGAUCUGCAGACCAAAUCAGCACUUAAAGAAGCAGAAAUUAAAGAAAUUACAGUUUCUUCUCUUAAAAGAAUAACUGAUUUACAGAACCAACUCACGCAACAAAGCGAAGACUUUAAGAAACAACUGGAAGAGGAAGAAGCAAGAAAAACUGGAAAAGAAAACUCAGUAGCAGAAUUAACUGAGGAAAUGAAUAAGUGGCGUCUCCUCUAUGAAGAAUUAUAUAAUAAAACAAAGCCUUUUCAGCUACAACUGGAUGCAUUUGAAGCAGAGAAACAGGCUUUGUUGAAUGAACAUGGUGCGGCUCAGGAACAACUAAAUAAUUUAAGAGAUUCAUAUGCUAAAUUAUUGGGUCAUCAGAAUCUAAAGCAAAAAAUCAAGCAUGUUGUGAAAUUGAAAGAUGAAAAUAGCAAUCUCAAAUCGGAGGUGUUAAAACUCCGUGCUCAGCUUACGAAAAGAAAACAAAGUGAAGCAAAACUUCAGGAGGAACUGAAUAAAGUUCUAGGUAUCAAACACUUUGAUCCUUCAAAGGCUUUUCUUCAUGAGAGUAAAGAAAAUUUUGUUCCCAAAACUCCAUUAAAAGAAGGCAAUACAAACUGCUCCUGAGCUCGUAGUGGAGUUUCGAGAAUCAUGCAAGUAAACAUCUGAAAAACCUGUUGAGGACUAUUUUUUCUUACUAUGUUUUUUAUUAUUAUUAUUGCUUACUAUUGUGUUUAUAAUAUUUGUUAAUCUCUUAUUUAAUACUAACUUCCUGUCCUUACAUAUGUGAUAGGAAGUUUGACUGUUUUUACCAGUGUUCUCUGACAUUCUAGUUACUCUUGUCAGUACUUCCUCCUUGAUACUCACCCUUAUUACCUCAUUCUAAAUGUUCUGACGCUUUCCAGCUUUGCUCACUCAUCCCAUGAAAUCAAUAGUCUUUUAAAAAUCAUUCUCAUACUAUCAUUUCCCUAUUCUGAAACCUUAGGUUCUUUUUUAGUUUGAUGCUGAAGACCUUUUCUAGUCUGAACGUCUUAUGCUAGGCUAAAACACCUUGGCUUGUUCUUGCCUCUACUUUAAUUCUCCUAAUAAUGUUCAUUCUGUCCCACCCAUCAUCUGUUUAUCCAGUUCAAAUAAGAAAUAGAGGCAAGCUUUUUUCCAUAGUUAUCUCUUACCAAAGCCACUAAGUUGGUUAAUAAUUUGCAGAUUUCUAGACCCCAUCCCAGACCUCUUAAAUUACAAUCUGUGGUUUGGUCUAGAAAUCUGCUUUUUUUUUUUCUUUCAUAAACAGCAGUUAAUCCUUAGAAACUCUGCUUGUAACCUCUUUUUUGCCCCACCACACACCAAGUGUGGGAUCUUAGUUCCUGAUCGGGGAUCGAACCCAUGCUCCCUGCUUUGGGAACACGGAGUCACAACCACAGGACUGCUGGGGAGGUCCCUGCUCAUAACCUCCUUAGAGAACUUGUCUAGCUGCUUGACAUCUGCCUGAUUGCUGGGUGUUUGAUUAAUAUUUAUGUAUCAUGAAAUAAAAUUACAUGUCACUGACCCAAUUAUACAACUUCUAUUAUAUGAAAUCACAUUAAUUCUUCUAUUUAAGACGCAUUUAUUGUCUCUGCCCUCCUCUCCCUAUAUUGUCUCCAAAAUCACUAACGGUAUUAAUAGUAUACUACUUAGAAAGUGGUCAUUCUCCACCUAAAAUACCUGAUCUACACAGUUGGUAUAUUACAAGCCCACUUUUUGUCAUGUUUCUCCAUUGAUGGACCAACAGAGACUAUUUUAAUCAGGAUAACUUGUCUUAAUUAUUUAAUUAGAUCUUAAUAUAUAGUUAAGUUCAAAGGAAAUGUAGAAAUUAGAAAAACCGUCUAAUAAAAUGGAAUCAUUCAAGAGUUCUGCUUUUAGCCAAGAUG